AUUUUUUUCAAAUUUAGAAAUGAGUUUAGUCUCUAUUUUCUAUGUAAUGAGUCCCUCUAAUAAGCAGACGUAUUUCUUGAUACAGCUCAUUAUUUUGAUGCCACGAUUCAGGUCUAAUCGGCGGUUAGUAUCGACCAAGUCUUCAUACUCUGAUAUCAAGUUUUCGUUGACGAUGACGGUGCUUCGACAAGUUUUAAUUUUUUUCACUCUUGGCUUCACCUUAUGCGAGUGUUCUGACGAAAAUGUUCCACUUCUUCCAGUUGAUUUACAUGACCCGGUAGUCGAUGUAAUGGAUUACAUAAAAGAUAAGUGUGCACAAAAAGGCCAGACAAAUAUAGUAGAAGAUAUGAAGACAGAAUCUAAAAAAUCUGUGAGCUGUAUCAGAAAAUAUGUGAAUGGCAGCCUAGCCGUACAAGAUGAUCUAAGGAAAGCGCUACUGGCAAAUGACAUAGACGGUUUUUUCAUGAAAUACUGCGGAGUAUGGCCAGAAAUUCAUGUUUGCUUUCAAAAUACAAUAAAUCUCAUCAAAUCCUGUUUGAAUGACACUGAAAAGCAGCAAAUAGAUGAAUCCCUGGAGGUGAUGGAUUCUAUGCAGAGUUUUAUUUGCGCAGAUAACGCAAGCGAGAUGACCAAUUUUUACAGGGUAGGAGGCGUAGAGAAAUUUCAAGACAAUUGGGUCGACAUCAAAAAGUGUGUUAGUUCUAGAGGGCGCAAAACGAUUAUAUUCGACUCGGACCGUUGCGACUAUGUGGAAUGGUUCAGGGUAUGCACCACGGAAGGCAUGAAGAAAUCCAUCAAUAGCACUGCGCCUGCUGAAACAAUGAACGAGAUGUUCGUCACAAUCGAAGAGAAGUAUUGUCCAACGAGUGGCUCCAGCACAUUGUCCAACAGCAUUCCGUUGAUCGGUCUGAUCAUACUAUCUCUUCUCAGGUUCACGAAUACGAUGGAAUCGUACAUGAUCCAAGUAUAAACAACACUGGGAUGUGCUCUUGAAUAAAGGUGCUUCGAAUAA
Molecule: messenger RNA, 1012 nt
Organism: Phaedon cochleariae (mustard beetle)
Lineage: Eukaryota; Metazoa; Arthropoda; Insecta; Coleoptera; Chrysomelidae
Source: the annotation of a GenBank genome assembly